Hippocampus zosterae (dwarf seahorse) is the source of this 2009-nucleotide messenger RNA. It is a transcript of the gene tmem102, whose product is annotated as transmembrane protein 102. The coding region runs from base 160 to 1707 and encodes 515 amino acids. The transcript has 6 exons. The record is from RefSeq and is a predicted model, not a curated record. NCBI's taxonomy places the organism in Eukaryota, Metazoa, Chordata, Actinopteri, Syngnathiformes, Syngnathidae.
UUAAUCCGCGGAUCCUCCCCGGGGAGCAGGACGCCGUUUUCCGGUCAGGCGGCGCUGAUCGAGGACCUGUUGGGAGAUGACAGCUGACCAGGGAGGACUGAAAGGCAGGCAACGAAGCACCCCACGCCCAGGAAGUUGCCGUGUGACCGAGCCGUCUCCAUGGAGUCCCUGAUGAGUGCCGUGUCGCCUCGCUCCCUGGCGCCCGGCAAGAAACUCUGCGAGGUGGACUUCCGCUCGGGCGCGUCCCUGGAGCAGCUGUCCACUCAAGUGUCCGAGCUGGUCCUCCUGGAACAGGGCGGCUUCGGGGACCAAACCGCCUUGGAGGUCCACACGGCAAAAGAUUUCAUUUUCAACAUGUUAGGUUUUGUCCAGAAGGUGGAUCAGCGCCUCCCGGUGGCCAACGAGUACCUGCUGCUGUCCGGAGGUGCCCAAGAGGGCGUCUUGGACCUGAAUCCGGAGGAUUUGGGCAGUUACGCCAAAGGUGCUGACUUUGACCUGGACUUCACCCUGCUGGUGCCGGCCCUCAAGCUGCACGACCGCAAUCAACCCGUCACCUUGGACAUGAGACACUCGCCGCCGUGCCACUCGUGGCUCAGCCUGCGUCUGUGCGACUCCAACAUCCUGUCCCGCUGGAGCAUCUGCUGCCAGGAGGAGAGCGGACUUCCUGUUGAGGAAGACGAGGAGGAGGAGGAAGAAGGAGAAAUUGGGAAAGGCUCUAUUCCGUCACUAGACUCCCCUCAGUCCCUCGAUGGCUGCUACUUCUCCCCCACCCUGGUGACAGACUGGUUCUGGGGGGUGGUGAGCGAGGCGGUGGACGAGCUGCGCCGAAGCCCCCAGAGAGGCAUCCCCACCCCAGAGCGACUGGAGAGGAACGGGCCACUCACGACCGUCAUCCUUCAGGCGGGGUCCAGCAGGGUGCUGUACGACCUGCUGCCCGUGGUGUCGUUUCGGGGUUGGCCUGCCGUGGCUCAAGGCUGGCUGACGGCGAAUCACUUCUGGGAUGGGAAAAUCACGGAGGAGGAGGCCAUAUCGGGUUUCUACCUGCUACCCUGCUGCUCGCCGCUGGGCGGGAGGCCCGACAGGGAGUGGAGACUCGCCUUCUCCCGUAGCGAGGUCCAGUUGAAGAAGUGCAUCCCGUUCCCCAUGGCGCAGGCUUUCCAAGCCGCCAAGGCGGUGUUGUCCCGUAUCCUGGCUCGUCCCCGUACGGGUCUCAGCCUCUACCACCUGCGCACGCUUCUCUUUUGGGCUUGCGAUCGACUUCCCGCCGCCUACCUGUCCUGCCCCGACUCGGACAACCCCGGCCGUCUCUUCCUGGGUCUCCUGGAUGACCUGGCGCAUUGCAUCCUGGGUAAAAACUGCCCAAACUACUUCCUGCCGCAGUGCAACAUGCUGGAGCACCUGACGGACGGCCAGGCUCUUCUCGUGGCCCGCAAACUAGCGCACGUGCGCUCGGAUCCCAGUGAGCACCUGCGGGCCGCUCUGGACCAAGCCCAGCAGGCGGGCCAGCUGAAGAAGGAGCUGGCGAGCAGCGCCAACGGCUCGCCGGGGCAUCACCCCGUCAACGGCAUCAUCUCGCCUUCCGAGGAUAAGCUGGCCCAGCGUCUGCAGCAGCUGGUCACCGAGAACCCCGGCAAAUCCAUCUCGGUCUUCCUCAAUCCGGACGACGUCACCCGGCCGCACUUCCGCAUCGAUGACAAAUUUUACUGACGCGUUUGAAGAUGGAGGAAGAAGUCGAAAUAUGGUCAACGGGGCUGGACGUCGCCGGGCUGAUGCCGAGGAGAUUGCCGACUCCUAACGAGCUCCGACGGGCGUACACUGGUGAGGGCUGGCUUUCAUCGACUGAAGGCGUGAACACGAUGUCGAUGUACGCCUCAGGCUCAUCACAUUUCAUACACUCCAAAAAAGAGGCUGCAGCAUCCCCCCCUUGCGGAUUUUUCUUGAUCGUUUUUCAAUAUCAUGAUCAGUGUGUGACCUUCACCAUCUGAAAGCAAGAACGGCGUGAGGAUGAU